Molecule: messenger RNA, 2183 nt
Organism: Oreochromis aureus
Lineage: Eukaryota; Metazoa; Chordata; Actinopteri; Cichliformes; Cichlidae
Exons: 7
Coding region: 10-933 (307 amino acids)
Biological process (GO): cell surface receptor signaling pathway
Molecular function (GO): transmembrane signaling receptor activity
Source: RefSeq, a predicted model, not a curated record
CAUGACAACAUGCGGACUCCAUCUGUCGCUCUGCUCCUCGGUGUGUGUGUGCUGCUGCUGUCUGCACUGACUGUUUCUGCAGUCUCUCUGACCGUCAGUCCAAACCUGCAGCAGUUCUUCACAGGAGCCUCAGUGUCUCUGACAUGUGAAGGUCAGCUGGGCUCUGAUGGAUGGACGGUGAAGAGGGACACAGGAAGUGGGACUGAGUCAUGUGGAGCAGGUGGGCGGGGCUUCGGGAGGUUACAUGGUCCAUCCUGUUUGUUUGAUGAGUUCAACCCAAUCAGUGGAGUUUACUGGUGUGAAGGUGAAGCUGGAGAGAAGAGUGAAGAAGUCAACAUCACUGUAUCAGGUAAAGAAGUGAUCCUGGAGAUCCCUGCACUUCCUGUAAGGACAGGAAGUGAUGUCACUCUACGCUGUAAAAAGAAAAUUAAUGGGACAGCCCCAGCUUAUUUCUACUUUAAUGGACGUCCUGUUAGACCUAAAUUACAGAAAAACAUCACCAUUAACGUGCAGCAGUCUGAUGAAGGUCUCUACUGGUGUGCUACUGAUGAGUUUGGAUCAUCUCCUCAGAGCUUUCUGAGGGUCAGAGGUCCUCUUCCUCCCACAACAACAACAACAACAACAACAACAAACAAAACAACAACAACAACAACAACAACAGACACUGAUGUCUCCUAUACACCUUCUCCUUCUCUUCAUCCUCCUCCUCUCCAGCCCUUCAUCAUCCCAGUCAUAGCUGCUGUGGUUUCUCUGGUUCUUGUGGUUCUGGUUCUGGUUUGGCUCCUUUGGAAGAAACACACAGUCCCCAAUGAGGCUCCUUCAGAUGAUGUCACCUAUUCUGAGGUCACCAGUAGAGAGUCAUCCAAUAAGAUGCCAGUCAUCCAACCAGAAAUGGUUUACUCCACCCUGAGGACAAACACUACAGGAAGCUGAGGACAGACCUGCAGAGCUCCUGUGGACACGUUUCACUGUGUCAGUCUCACCGUGGGAACAUUUACAGACAGUCAUCAGCUUCCUCCUUUCUUCAUUCACUUCCAUUUAAUCCAAUCAAUGGAGUCAUGGCGGCAACAAGUGAGGAAGGCGUCCUGUUUCCUGUUCCUCCAGAGAAACCAGGAGCAGGAACUGAAGAAAUCAAACUGCUGCUGGUUUGAGUCUCUGCAGCUUGAACUCUGACAAAGGUCGUCUAUGAUGGAGCUGCUUCCUUCAUUUCAACCUGAUCAAUACUUUGAACUCCCGCUGUAAUUUCAGCAGUUUUAUACAGUUAAUUUAAUACAGAUUUAAUGAACAGACAGAUCUGCAGAUCAUCAAUCAGGAACUUUCCUGUUUGCUAUACUGAUUAUUAGAGCAGGAAGAGAGGGGACAGACUCAAUUACCUCUUUGGGUACAGCAAGCGAUUUUCAGGAGGGGCCCAGCAUUAAUAAAUGCAUCAACUAGUUUUUCAGCAUUUUACUCUGAGAUGGGAGGUUUUCUUUUUGGAGCCAGCAGAAUCUGAAUGCUUUGUUAUGUUUGAGUCUGCAGUGUCUGCGGUGCUUCCCAAGAGGAGCACCACAGACCCUGUAGACUCCUCCUGUUAGUGUUUUUGUUUUAUUUAUUUAAUAUUCAUGUUGUUAUCUGUGUGGAUAUAGUGCUGGAGUGGACAGAGGUACGCAAACAAAUAUACAUUUUUACCCUGUGUGUGCUUCUGAGAGACAGAGUAAGAGAAAUGUGAGUGUCUGUGUAUGAGUGUUUAUCAUGUAACGUAGUGGAAAAGUGAAAUUCUGUAAUGACUGUAAAAAUGUAAUAAUUAUGAUGCGAUUAAAAAGGAGAAACAAAUGGCUGCACAGCACAUCCAGCAAAGCCACAUGAAUGGUCCUGCCAGCUGUGGCUCUGCAGCUCAUGUCCCCAAAGCACAGAGACGACUGAGUGAUUAAUAUGAAACUGAUAUGACAAAAUACAGCAGAGGAUGACACAUAUGACAGAUGACAGUCGUAACAUAGAGCUUCAGUUUUAUUACUGUUUAGUUUGAGAACGUUUGAGCAACAAUGAGGCAGUCGUAACAGCAGUCGAGAUGGGUGAAUUGUGUUGUAAGAAAUAUACAGCUGAGUGUCGUCUCCAUAAAAGUGAAAGUUAAUACUAUAUUUCCAAUAUAUGUGGCCGAUUUGAAGCAUGUAAAUUAUGAAUAAAAAGGCCCCGAUAGAUAAAAA